This is a messenger RNA of Urocitellus parryii (Arctic ground squirrel), 255 nucleotides long. NCBI's taxonomy places the organism in Eukaryota, Metazoa, Chordata, Mammalia, Rodentia, Sciuridae. The record is from RefSeq and is a predicted model, not a curated record.
AUGUGUGGUAGCUACUGUGGAAACUACUAUGGCGGCUAUGGCUAUGGUGGCUGUGGCUAUGGCGGCUGUGGCUAUGGAAGCUGUGGCGGUCUGGGCUAUGGCUAUGGAGGCCUAGGUUAUGGCUAUGGAGGCCUGGGCUGUGGCUAUGGAGGCCUGGGCUAUGGCUAUGGCUGUGGCAUCCGCAGACUGGGCUGUGGCUAUGGCUGUGGCUAUGGAUGUGGCUCUGGCUGCGGCUCUGGCUUUGGAUACUACUAA